Messenger RNA from Arthroderma uncinatum, 819 nucleotides. RefSeq names its product syntaxin. Gene Ontology annotation, biological process: vesicle fusion; Golgi to vacuole transport; intracellular protein transport. NCBI's taxonomy places the organism in Eukaryota, Fungi, Ascomycota, Eurotiomycetes, Onygenales, Arthrodermataceae. Bases 1 to 819 code for a protein of 272 amino acids. Gene Ontology annotation, molecular function: SNAP receptor activity; SNARE binding. The record is from RefSeq and is a predicted model, not a curated record. Gene Ontology annotation, cellular component: endomembrane system; membrane; SNARE complex. The transcript has 2 exons.
AUGUCAUUUGACAGGUUAUCGUCGCUGGAAGCCCAGCCACCAGGCAGACGCCAGUUGGACUCCGAGUAUCACGAUGACCCGGAGUUUCAGCGCUUGACGGACUUCCUCUCCAAUAAACUGUUUACUCUGACAUCGAAUAUCACCCGGCUAUCGAAUCAAAUCUCGCUCCUUGGCACGAAGCGCGAUACAGACCGUGCGCGUGAGAGAGUACAUAACCUCUUAGAAGAGACGAGAGAGGGGUUCCGGGAGGCUGGGGAGGGCGUCAAGAAGAUCCAGACAUGGGACGAUGUUACACCUGCUCAAAAAUGGACCCAAGACAACCUCUCAUCUAAAUUCAAGUCUACGCUCGACGAGUUUCAGGCCGUUCAGCGACGAGCCCUUGAAAAACAACGCGCAUCAACCGCGGCUGCACGAACGGCCAUAGAGGAGUCCACUGCGCCCACCGGUCCCGAGGGUGAAGAGGGCCAAAGUCUACAGCAGCUCCAGGAGCAGCAACCACACCUUGCCUCGCAGGAUGAAGUCGACUUCCAAGAAGCUCUCAUCAUCGAACGUGAAGCCGAGAUUCGAAAUAUUGAACAGAGCGUUGGUGAGCUGAAUGAGCUUUUCCGAGACGUUGGUCAUAUUGUUCAAGAGCAAGGAGGGCAGAUCGAUAUAAUCAGCGAGAACGUAUACAAUACAAGGGAUGAUACGCGAGGAGCAGAUCGAGAACUUCGAACUGCUAGCAGGCAUCAGAAAAAUGCCCGCAACAAGAUGUGCUGUCUCCUGGUUAUCAUGGCAAUAAUCCUCGUUAUUAUCGUGUUGGCAGUUGUACUGGGCUGA